Protopolystoma xenopodis is the source of this 1257-nucleotide messenger RNA. The record is from the annotation of a GenBank genome assembly. NCBI's taxonomy places the organism in Eukaryota, Metazoa, Platyhelminthes, Monogenea, Polystomatidea, Polystomatidae.
GUUCACGAGUUAUGCGACAACUUCUGUGCUCGCUACAUAACCUGCUUAAAGGGCAAGAUGCCCGUGGACCUGGUCGUGGAGGAUCGCGAAUCCUCAGGCUCCGCCGGCUCUGCGAACGGCUCUCCUCCGCCUCCGGGUUGUGCGCUAUUCUCCGCAGGCAGCGGAGCCAGCGGGUACCUGACCGUUGACCCGGUGAAUGGUCAAUUGUUGGCCACGGCAACCAGCGUUUCUCCGUCCCGACCGAUGACGUCAGCUGUCGCCUCGGACCAACACGACCCAGCAGACUUCUGCUCUGGCCACAACUAUCCGAAUGGCUCGGUUACCAUGGCCACUCCAAGUGUCGCCAAGCCGGCGACACCCGCAACUCUGUCUCCGGCCUUAGUUGCCAUCGCGACAAACAGCAUCAGUGAUCCGACACCCUCCGAUUCACCAGACAUACACUCUCAUGACGCGAUGGGCACCAGCGCACAAUCUAUGUUCGUUGCCUCGACGACAGUCCUUUCACCGGACAAGCCGGCCACCUCAAGCCGUCCUGUUGGCAUGGUUUCGUCCGACGUGAUUACAUCCCCGACCAACCAAUCCGGCAACUCGUGCAUUCCAGACUCCUCCUCCGUGUCGACCUCGUCGACUUCUUCCACCAUUUCUUCAUCCUCGUUUGCGUCAACCGCUUCGCCCGGACACGAGAUGACACAAACAGAGGCCUCAACUUGCCCCAACCCCCUCGGCCGGCCUCGAAUGCCAUUGCAGCUGGCCCGACUGACAAACAGUCCCAUCGCAGAAGACACCAGAACCUCCAUCCUUCCCUCGGCUUCGCUGAGUACAGCCUACGCUUCAAGGAGGCAGGCGUCUGCUUUGGGCCUGUCGGCAACUGAUCGUCUUCACUGCCGCCCUCUGUUGCCCUCGGAGACGCCGGCAGAGUCGGUCAGAGGCAUCUCUUCAUCUGCGACCAAGUCGUGUUCGUUCAGCUUUUCGUCCGUACCUUCUUCCACCACUUCGCCACUCUCCUCUGCAGCCUCGAUAACAGCCACUUCUCCGUCGAUUGUCGCAUCUGCCGCCGCCUCCUUGACACGAAUUGGCCUCGGGCCUAGUCCACAGGUCGAGGCUGGCAUUGGAGGAAGUGGAGACAGCAAUAUUUGUACAGAACUCGGCUGCUAUGCCAACACUGGCAGAACUGCUAGAAGUGGCAAUAGAGACGGAGUGCAAGUUGGUGACUGCCGCAGCAACCCCAGCUACGAUGUACAUGGAUCGGUAAGUUGA